Molecule: messenger RNA, 2184 nt
Organism: Wyeomyia smithii (pitcher-plant mosquito)
Lineage: Eukaryota; Metazoa; Arthropoda; Insecta; Diptera; Culicidae
Product: nose resistant to fluoxetine protein 6-like
Exons: 9
Coding region: 92-2044 (650 amino acids)
Molecular function (GO): acyltransferase activity, transferring groups other than amino-acyl groups
Source: RefSeq, a predicted model, not a curated record
GUGUACAUCUACAUUUAGCAGAUCAUUUCACGUUGAGUUAAUCCAGCUUCUAGGAAAGGUGAAUCUUCUCGCGAAAAGUGUUCACUGAACGAUGAUUCCAUUUCAAUGGUUAGGCUUCCUGCUGUUGGCUUCAAGUGUGAAAUGGUCUCUUUGCGUGAGGAACGAAUCCAAGUCUGCUAUAAUCCCUCCGUUAUUUCGGUACGACAAUUACAACAAAUGCGGGUCAACGUUCUGCAGUGUUGCAAUACAUUUGACAGCAAAGGGUGAUGAACUAACGCAGGAAUCAAACAGGAUGAUAGCCGGCUAUCGCCGAAAUAACCUGGCAUGGGGUGUUUGCAUUGCAGAUUGCGAGGCUGAACUGGCUACUGCAAGCCUAGCGGACCAGCAACAAUUGAUUCAACCUAAGUUCAAUAUUGGAGAUUCGUACAUGUUGCAAGUUUGGAACGAUCAAUCGAAUAAGUUCAAUAUGAAAUAUGCCACGUUAUUGAAUGCCUGUGUCAACAAUCGUUUGAAGCGUGCUUACAACCUGACUCAGCGUGGCUUCCCGAACAUCCAGUACUGCGUAACGAAUGAUCCUGCCGAGCAUCAGUUGGAAAGAGACUUUUGGACGAUUGCAUUUAUUGUUUUAGUACUAGUUUUAACUUGUACUAUUCUAAUUACUAACGGAAUUGAACUUUUUGUAUCAAACGCUGUUUUGAAAGAUAACCUGAUCGUAAACUGUUUCGCAAUCCGCCGAAAUUGGGCUCGUCUUUUGGAGCAGCCAAACUCUGAGCUAUAUCGGGAUUUCGGCUACAUUGAUGGAUUACGAAUUUUCAUUAACAUAUUCACUCUGAUGAUUCACUCUCUAGUGGUGAGUGCGGUUCUUCCUCAAAACAAUCCUGAACAAGUAGAGAAAAAUAUUCAUAAUCCAGUUAUAAUGACCUUUGUCGCUUUAACUCCCAUAAGUGUUCAAAGUUUCUUAGUCAUAACUGGCAUGCUGCAGAUGAUAAACUUUUUAAAGAACAUUCAGACAAACACCAAAUUCGAUGCUAGCUAUUUCCGAUCAAAAAUCAUAAAUCGGAUGAUUCGACUACUUCCAGUCUAUUACUUCUUUCUGCUGUUUACAAUCGUCUGUGACAACCUUCCCGGAGUAAACUUAAGUAUUGCUGGAUAUCUAACCAUGACUACCGAACGGCUGGUUUGUCGGCAGCACGGUUGGAAGAAUCUUCUUUUUAUAAACAACUUUCCCGAUGUGAAAAAUGAAUCUUGUUUUCUUCACGGUUGGUAUCUGGCUGCCGAUCAGCAACUGUUUCUUUGUUCAUUAGCUUUAUUAGCGCUGAUUUGGAAGUUCCCUAGAAAAACCAAAACCGUACUCUGGAUAGUAGGCGUGGCUUCGAUAAUCGUUCCCACGAGCAUCGUUCACUAUAUGGGAUUACAUUCUUUGCCUCCAUUGAAUCUCCAGGAAACACGUUUUCUGUUAUACUAUCAGCCUUGGUUCAACUAUAUCUAUCAACCAGGUUAUUCCAACAUGAACGCAACAGUGGCUGGAUUAGUGGUUGGAUAUUUGUACCAUCAAACGAAAACCGGAAAAAGCAAACCAGGGUUUUCCAAGCAGAUGAUACCAGUAAUGUUGCUGAUUGUUGGAACCGUAUUUGGAACAAUUCCUCUGCUAUACAUAUACGCUUUACCAUUUCCUUCAAUACUUAACACACUUCACUUUGUACUAUAUCGAAACUUCGGAAUAUUUGGUGCCUGUGUCUGCUUCAUAUACUGCUUCCUAAAUCCUCCAGGCAUAAUUCGACGUAUUUUGAGCACUCGCUUAUUUACCAGUCUAGGAAAGUUGUCAUACAGCGUCUAUGUUCUUCACAUUCCCUUGCUGCGGAUAGCUUUCAAUUACGUUCCGGUACCGGUUGAAGUUUCCCAUUCGAAUACAGCUGUAUUAUGCACUGCAUUAGUCGUAGCAUCUUACGCACUAGGUUUAGUGACGUAUCUUGCGAUAGAACAGCCCAGCAGUCUUCUACUCAAACAUUGGUUCUUUGUUAGCAGAAAGACAAAGAAAACCUAGAACUUUGUUUGAAGUGAAACACCCAAGGCUGAACAAUUUUUGCCUUUAUAUACGAUUAUUCGACAGUUUGAACUUGGCAUCCGGUUAUACGGUGAGCUUAACGAAACAAUACUUUUCAAGCACAAUAAAUAUUGUUUCUU